AUGAGGGGAAUGACUGCAACAGAUUUCAACAGUCUAGUAGCCAACGGAGCGACUGACAGCACUGGCGAAAAUGCACUUGAUCACAGAGACCUGCUUUUAAAGCAGGCUCCAAUUUUUGUACAUAGUCUGAAACGUAUCUCUGCACAGUCAGCACGAGACACAGAGAAGGUUUACAUUCAGCUCAAACCUAAAAACCGGAUCCAAAGGACCAGCACUGAAUACUUCCCAUCUGGAAGCCUGCAGUGCACGUUACACCAGUGUGUGCUCUCUCUCCACACUCAACUGAAAGAGCAGGUGAUAUUAGUGGAGGGGUGGCAUGAUUUAGAUAACAAAGACUAUGACUGUUGGCCGCUGGAAAAACCAGAUGAGUAUAACAUGCUGGACUGUGGAGGCCUGGAGAUGGUAUGGGUGCAAAGGCCUCCAGAAAAAGCUGUGAGUGGGGAAUUCUUCAACGUGACCUAUGCAGUCUUUGCUUCGGACAGCUUUUAUCAAUAUGCAGUGCAAAAUGGAAUCCUUUCUCACAGCACUGCUACUGCUGCAAAGGAAUUCUGUGAGGAGCAUGAAUGCCCUGCCAGCUGGAAAGAUGCAAAUGGGGAGAACUGCUGUGUCUACCAUGCCAACAUUCACUCUUGUCCUUUGGCCUUCAUGGGUCGAGGAGGAAUAUGUGGACCGUGGAUCCCAGAUGAUGGCCAGAUAUUUACUCACACUUUGUCUACAGCUGGCAAGAUGAGCCAAAGAAACUGGACUGCCAAGGUUGUCUUAGUUCACGUGGGUGUGACUUCUCUCAUCGCACACAUCAGAGUUGGGAGAAUGCAAGUUGCUCUGGAAGCAAAAACCACAGUCCUUCCUGCAGUAGUCUGUGGAGAUGGCUUUUGUGAGGAAGAAGAAGGCUGCUCUAUCUGUCCAGCAGAUUGCGGGGAAUGCCCACUGUCUGCUGAUGCUAGGAUAGCAAUUGCCUUACCAAUAUGUUUAGUCUGCACUGGCUUCAUUUUGACAGUCAUGUGGUUUCAAUAUCAGAAACAAAAGAUGUUUUGGGAUGAAAGCUGGAUUAUAGACUUCACCUGCAUCAAACAAGAUGAAUCAAGGUCAAACAUAUUCAUCAAGGAUAAGAGAUUUAAGAAUGGGUCAUUCAGUCUCAUUGGCAAAGCACCUACAUCUGGUACACCACAGACCCCAUACUCUAUAUUUAUAUGUGAUGGUAGAACAGUGGCCAUAAAGAAAAUAAUGAAGAAGGCAUUCACACUGUCCAAAUCCAUACGUAAAGAAGUAAAGCAAGUGAGGGAACUUGACCAUCCCAAUCUCUGCAAAUUCAUUGGAGGUUGUAUAGAAGUGCCAAAUGUUGCCAUCGUGACAGAGUACUGCCCCAAAGGCAGCCUGAGUGAUGUUCUGCUCAAUGAAGACAUUCCUUUGAACUGGGGCUUCAGGUUUUCUUUUGCUACUGAUAUUGCACAAGGAAUGGCCUAUCUUCACCACCACAAAAUGUAUCAUGGACGGUUGAAGUCUAGUAACUGUGUGAUCGAUGACCGAUGGGUUUGUAAAAUUGCAGAUUAUGGUUUGCAAUCGUACAGAAAAGAAGAUUCUCGUGAGGGGUCAAGCUCAUACCAGCAGCAUAUGAUACAGAUUUACACAGCUCCCGAAAUUGAUUCCCCUUCAGACUUUGAACCCAAUUCUAUGACAGAUGUCUACAGUUAUGCCAUCAUUUUACUAGAAAUUGCCACAAGAAGUGACCCUAUGCCAACAGAUGAAGUGCAUUCAGCUGAAUAUUCUUGGUGCCCACCUUUGGCAGAAUUAAUUUCAGGAAAGGCUGAGAAUUCUUGCCCGUGUCCCACAGAUUACAUAGACUUAAUCAGAAGGUGCAGAAAAAAUAAUCCAGCCCAAAGGCCUACAUUUGAACAAGUCAAGAAAAUGUUGUACAAGAUGAAUCCUCAUAAAGUUAGCCCUGUUGACAUGAUGAUGACUCUGAUGGAGAAAUAUAGCAAACAUCUGGAGAUACUGGUUUCUGAGAGAACCCAGGAUUUAAUGCAUGAAAAACAGAAGACUGAUCGUCUGUUGUAUAGUAUGUUGCCGAAGCAAGUAGCAGAUGAUCUCAGGCAGGGAAAACAUGCACAAGCUCAAAGUUACUUAAGUGCCACCAUCUUUUUCAGUGACAUUGUUGGCUUCACACAGCUGUCCAGCAGCAGCACACCUUACCAAGUGGUAGAUCUCUUGAACAAGCUUUAUACCACUUUUGAUGAAAUCAUAGAUAACUAUGAUGUCUAUAAGGUGGAGACAAUAGGAGAUGCCUAUAUGGUGGUGUCAGGAGUACCCAAAGAAAAUGGGAUCCUUCAUGCCGGUGAGAUCGCAAGCAUGGCUUUAGACCUUCUGGACAUCUGCAAGACUUUUAAGAUCCCACACAAGCCAAACACCCUCUUAAAGAUAAGAGCAGGAAUCCAUUCAGGGGCAGUUGUAGCUGGAGUUGUUGGGACCAAAAUGCCACGGUAUUGUUUAUUUGGAGAUACUGUGAACACAGCUUCCAGGAUGGAAUCUACCAGUGAAGCUCUUAAAAUACAGUGCAGUUCAAGUGCAUACCAGCUGUUGGAGCAGCUUGGAGAGUAUGUGUUAGUAUGCCGUGGUAAUUUACAAGUCAAGGGUAAAGGAGACAUGAUAACAUACUGGCUUGAAGGUAAGAAAGCCUCUGCCACCAAGAAGGCAGUCACCAGCACUUCUGUGAUUCUUCAAGAUCCCAACAGAGCUUCGUUUAGUUUGAUACCAGGUGUCCUUCCCAGUGAUCCCCUCUCAAGUCCUGCUUACUAG
Egretta garzetta (little egret) is the source of this 2793-nucleotide messenger RNA. Its product is annotated as atrial natriuretic peptide receptor 1. The coding region runs from base 1 to 2793 and encodes 930 amino acids. Gene Ontology annotation, molecular function: protein kinase activity; ATP binding; peptide receptor activity. The record is from RefSeq and is a predicted model, not a curated record. Lineage: Eukaryota; Metazoa; Chordata; Aves; Pelecaniformes; Ardeidae. Gene Ontology annotation, biological process: cGMP biosynthetic process; protein phosphorylation; intracellular signal transduction. The transcript has 26 exons.